UCCGGGACUCCGUAGCUGAAGACGGAAGCGAUCAGAGCCUGGUUGCUCUACAGUACUUUGCGCACAGCUUUCCGCUCCUCCGUCAGACGGUGUCUGCUAGCGAAUCCUGGAUCCGGCACCGGCGAGCGGAUAAGUAGGACAGUGUGAAGGGCCGGUGCGCCAGGGCUGAGAUCCAGGAGUCCCGCAGCACAGGGAUGGCUUUGCUCUCCAAUCUGCGGCCAGUGGUGUCAGCGCUGCUCUGGGGUGUGCACGGGGCAGGCGGUGUGGCCAGCUGGCCCCUGGCCCCUCUGCGUGGGAUGGCCACUCUCAAUCAGAUGCACCGCCAGGGCCGGCCGCGCCCCGAGCCGCCCCGCGUCAGCCCCACCUUCGGCCGCCCGCAGCUGAAGGGCGUGGUGCUGAAGACCCUGAUUCGCAAGCCCAAGAAGCCCAACUCGGCCAACCGGAAGUGUGCCCGCGUGCGUCUGUCGAACGGGCGGGAGGUGGUGUGCUUCAUCCCCGGGGAGGGGCACAACCUGCAGGAGCACAACAUCGUGCUGGUGGAGGGUGGGCGCACGCAGGACCUGCCCGGGGUCAAGCUCAAGGUCGUCCGUGGGAAGUAUGACUGUGCCCACGUGCAGAAGAAGAAACAGUGAGCCAGCGAGGGACUGGGCCCUGUGGACACUGUGGCUUCAUCCACACAGACUAUUCCACCCGUUUCUCCAGUGGUCAGACCUCUCCUCCUGACCUGGGGCAGUUUUCUGCCACAGAUGAGCUGUAAUAAAGUCCACUCUGAUGCUGCAGUCCUUUGUCUUUGUGCUAUUAUUAGAAUCUGGGAUUGAGGCAGGCAGCACUACAUUGUGGUUUGAGACGGAAUGUAAUGUAACUGAUCACAGUUAUGGGUGGUUUGUUCAUUUCAAGUGUCUGCUUUCAAACUAUUAUAAAUGGCUACAUUACUGAA
Molecule: messenger RNA, 937 nt
Organism: Lepisosteus oculatus (spotted gar)
Lineage: Eukaryota; Metazoa; Chordata; Actinopteri; Semionotiformes; Lepisosteidae
Gene: mrps12
Product: mitochondrial ribosomal protein S12
Biological process (GO): translation
Cellular component (GO): small ribosomal subunit; ribosome
Molecular function (GO): structural constituent of ribosome
Source: RefSeq, a predicted model, not a curated record